Molecule: messenger RNA, 2201 nt
Organism: Podarcis muralis (Common wall lizard)
Lineage: Eukaryota; Metazoa; Chordata; Lepidosauria; Squamata; Lacertidae
Gene: GSX2
Product: GS homeobox 2
Biological process (GO): regulation of DNA-templated transcription
Cellular component (GO): nucleus
Molecular function (GO): DNA-binding transcription factor activity, RNA polymerase II-specific; sequence-specific double-stranded DNA binding
Source: RefSeq, a predicted model, not a curated record
CACCUGACAGUCGCAGCGGCAGGAGCUCUGCCUUGGACACCUGCGAGGGCUUACAGAGGCUCAAAGCGAACAAAACGAGAAUGGAAGAUGAAGGACGAGUGAAAAUGGGAACCAAACGGAUGUAAUGCUGGGUCCUAUACGGGAGAUAACGGUUGUUGUGUUGAAACAAAGUUGGCCCACCAAGACGCAGAGGUAAUCGGACUUUUUUUUUUAGGGCUGCGAACUGGAAACUUGUAACCUGCGCCCAAGCACUUGCUGUUUUUGCCUGUCGACUGAAUCUGGUGAUGGAGGGGGACGAAGAAGAAGAAUAGCCGGCAGCUCUGGAGUCCCUAUGAAAUGAACGAAACGCACACGCGCUUCUUGCCAAGCAAGCUCCCCUCCUUUCUCUGCCUUCUUUUUUUCCCCAGGCGGUGGAAGGGGGAGAACUUCUCCCCUGAAUGGGCUCCCAAAUAGGAAGCCCGAGGAGCCUCAGAUGCGCGUCGAUUUCCAGGCAUCACGUGUUAAAUAGUUGCUAUAAAUCCCCACACCCGCAGUAGAGGGGGCGGGGGAGAGAUCCAGGGGAGGUCUAGAGAGAAGGAAAGGGGGGUUGGUUGAUGGUGGCUUGAUUUUUUUUAAAGACCAGCCCUCUCCAGAGCCCCCCUUUGUUCCGCUCCCAGACUUAAGCACCUUCCGGGCUCGCCCAGGGGCUUUUGCAGAGGCGACUCGGCCCCAGGAGGACCGGCUCCGCAGAGCGCACGAAGAGAGCGCACAGAGCCAGAGAGCGCAGCCGGGAGUCACAGCCAGCCAGCCCGCGCGCCUCCGAUCCUCAACCAUGUCUCGCUCGUUCUAUGUGGAUUCGCUCAUCAUCAAGGACCCGGCUCGGCCGGCUCCCUCGUUGCCGGAUCACCACCACCCGCCCCCCGGGCAGGACUUCCUCAUCCCGCUGGGCGUGCCGUCGCCGCUGGUCAUGUCGGUGGCGGGCGGGCCGGCGUGCCCGUCGCGCAAGAGCGGCGCUUUCUGCGUGUGCCCGCUGUGUGUCAGCUCGCACCUGCACGCCUCUUCCCGGGCGGGCGCGGCAGGAGGAGCCGGAGGAGGAGGAGGAGCGGGCGCCGCUGCCGCCAUCCCGCUCCUCAAGGGCCACUUCCCUCCCGCUGCGGCCGGCGAGGGCCAGUAUUGCCCCCGCCUGAGCCAUGCCCAGCAGCAGCCAGCCCCGCAGCAGCAGCAGCAGCAGCAGCAAGCCGGCUCGGUGGCCUCCGCGGCGGCCGCAGCAGUGGCAGCAGCGCACGCCCUGGGCCACCCACCUGUCUGCGCAGCGGCCGCCUACAGCAUGAGCGACCCCCGGCGAUUCCACUGCCUCGGCAUGGGAGGCUCGGAUGCCAGCCAGUUGCAAAACGGCAAGCGGAUGCGCACGGCCUUCACCAGCACGCAGCUGUUGGAGCUGGAGAGGGAGUUCUCGUCCAACAUGUACCUGUCCCGGCUGCGUAGGAUCGAGAUCGCCACGUACCUCAACCUGUCCGAGAAGCAGGUGAAGAUCUGGUUCCAGAACCGGAGGGUGAAGCACAAGAAGGAAGGCAAAGGGACCCAGAGGAAUCCGCACGGCGGCUGCAGCUGCACCGGCAACCCGGGACGUUACUCCAGGUCCGAGGACGAAGAGUCGCUCUCGCCGGCCUCGGCUAACGAAGACAAGGUCUCCCCUUUAUGAAAAGGCUCCCCUUGGACUUCUUGACGGGCGAUCGCAGGCAGAGGCAGCCAAUUUGAGCCGGCGGGGCCUUCUGCAAAGAAGAACAGACUCCUAAGGGCUCUGUCCACGGGCCUAGUGCUAGAUUUUGUUGAAUGUAAAUGAACGUUCAGUUGAAACGGUAUUUAUAAUGUAACACAAACAGCUGCAAGGCUGUUCCCCGCCCUCCACUCCCAGUUAACACACAGUUCUGCCUUCCCCUCUUAAGGGGGUGGGAGAGGAAAAUCACCUUUUCUCUUUCUUCCUCCCCACAAAUAUCAGUUCCUUCUUCCUUCCAGGGUUUGUGGGGGAAAGUUUAGAAACUGGAAUUGGAAAAAAAAUACUGUCUGAGACUCUUUUUUUUUGGUACAGAUCUUUAUAUGAAAUGGAAAAUAAUAAUAAUAAUAAUCCGAAUUAUAGUUGUUCGGUGCUCUCCUUUGUAUGUGAAUAGUUUUAUAUUAAAUUUAUAUUUAUAUUUAUUUAAAUAAAGGAGUUCAGACAAGAA